Molecule: messenger RNA, 685 nt
Organism: Racocetra persica
Lineage: Eukaryota; Fungi; Glomeromycota; Glomeromycetes; Diversisporales; Gigasporaceae
Source: the annotation of a GenBank genome assembly
GUUGGAACCUGAUAGAACAUUGGCAACUCAACAUCUUUCUAAAUAUAAAAUAAACAAGGAACACCUCUUAAUUGUACUUUGUGGAAAUAUUAACAAUUCAUAUAAAUUGAAUACUCUUGUAAUCAGAAAAUAUAAAAAACCACGCUGCUUCAAAAAUAUCAAUGUUAGUAAUUUGCCUGUAAAUUACAGAAGCAGUAUUAAAGCUUGGAUAAUUACAUCUCUCUUUCAAGAAUGGAUUAAAGAAUUUGAUCACCAAGUUGAUUUACAAUUUUUGCUGCCAAAUACUAUUUCAAGAAUUCAGCCUAUGGAUGCUAGAGUUAUUGUGAGCUUCAAAAGAUAUAAUCGCCACCUUCAUGUUUGUUUCUUGGAAGAUCAACAUCAAACUACAGACCCUGUGUUUGAUGACAUUGCAGAUAUACUUGAAGCUCUUGACCUCCUUGACCCUAUGCAAAUUGAUGAGUUUUUGGUAAUUGCUGAAGAAAAUAUUGUUUAUGAAGUUUUUCCAGAUGAUCAAAUUAUUACAGAGCUUGUUGAAACAUUCAGAACUAAUGAUCUGAUUGUUACUGACUUAGAAGAUGCAAAUGAUAGCUUUGAGAUACCUGUGGUUAGUGCCAAUAUAGCAAAUACAAGUUUGAAAACUAUAUAUACAUUUUUAUUUCAGGAGAAUGGUACAGAAGAAUAUUAG